Habropoda laboriosa is the source of this 3951-nucleotide messenger RNA. Its product is annotated as tetratricopeptide repeat protein 21B-like. The transcript has 6 exons. Lineage: Eukaryota; Metazoa; Arthropoda; Insecta; Hymenoptera; Apidae. Gene Ontology annotation, molecular function: protein binding. The record is from RefSeq and is a predicted model, not a curated record. Gene Ontology annotation, biological process: protein localization to cilium; intraciliary retrograde transport. The annotation marks the transcript as partial. Gene Ontology annotation, cellular component: intraciliary transport particle A.
UACAAUCUUGAAAAAUUAUUGAAGGAAAUAGAGUAUAUUACCUUAAUUGAAUGGUUCUGCCAUCAAUUUUACUAUAAUGGAAUGUUACUUUACUGUAAAGAAGCAUGUGAGGUAUAUCCAAUGAGUGAACACCUAAGAAUUCUUUUAAGUCUUGCAUAUACAUUAACUGGGAAAGUUCAAGAAGCUAUAAAAGAAAGUUCAAGUCUUAUAAAUAAUGCAGAUACUGCAUUACCAGCAUUGCUGCUUCAAAAUAUUGCAUAUGCAAACAGUGAAAGUGUUGAAAGAGCCACUGUGAUACAAAUUGAAACAAGAAUUAGAGAUGAAAGACGAAAAUCGUGUACAAAGGCAUUGGUACUGGCAAGCACCGUGUUGCUUUUAUCUCGAAAAGUUGACAAAGCUAAAGAUUACAUAGAGAGAGCUUAUAAACUCGAUUCAUCCAAUGUAAAUGUUUUAAUGACCAAAGGUUGGGUGGAUUUAUUUAUUGUAAAUGAAAACAUUUUAAACCAGCCGAGUUUGUUCGAUAUUAUUUUAGAACAAGACCCGAAGAAUAUAAAUGCCUUACUUGGAUCUGCAAAGUACAAGCAACAACACAAUGAUUAUGCAGGAGCGAUAUUGACGCUCAAUUCACUGAUCGUGCGUUAUCCCAAGUUAUGUUUGCCUUUAGUUGAAAAAUUAUCCAAUCAGCUCGCAUUAAAAGAUUGGGAUCAAGUCCUAGAGACUACUAAUAGAAUAUUAUCAAUUGAUUCGAAUAAUUUGGACGCCAUAAAAGCAUAUGCAUUUGUAACUCUUUGCAGAGACGGAAAUUACAACGAUGGAUUGAAACAUUUGCAGUUGUUCUUUAGGCAUAUAUUAAUUACAGAAGCAAAGAAUGUAACAGUUCUUGUCAAUAAUGUUCAAUUAUUCUCACGAUUAGCAUGCAAAAAUCAAGGAAUUUUAUUGGAACUUUCUAGAGCUAUUGAAAAAAUGUUACAACAAAAUUCAAGAAGUGCAGACCUUAUGGUCGAAUUAGGGAACUUAUACGUUUCUUUAGAUAAGGUGAAAGAUGCAGAAAAUUGGUAUAGAAGCGCUGUUCGUAUAAACGAAUCUUCGUUUGCUGCUUUGAUGGGAUUAGCGCAUUGCCAGCUUUUAGACACUUCGAUUGAUGCUUUAGACUUGGCACAGCAACAAAUAGAUUUUCUGAUGGAAAUACAGUCAAACUCGGUGAACGCAGAAUUGCUCUUCAUGUCUGCUAAAUUGAGUUCGAAUGACUCGAUUAGAGCGCUAAACUAUUUGAACAAUGCAGCUACAAUCAUAUUAAACAAUUGUAAAUACACGCCAUAUGGGUACAACUAUAUGAGGAAAUUAAACCCUGCUUUAUGUUCAGAGAUCUCCAAACAACGUUUAAUUUAUUUUAUCACAAGCGAUGCGACAAAUUUGGAAGAGAAAGCAACUAAUUAUAAAGAGCCAAGUUUAUAUUUAUUGGAACAAUUAUCAGAAGCAUAUCCUGCUUUGAGUGUAGCACAAUUAUUACUAAGCAAAGCUAAGAUUCAGAGUGGAGAUUUAGAAGGUGCUUCAAGUAUUUUGAGGAAUCUUUUGGACAAUGUUGAUUCAUCUAAUGCAGAAGCUCAUUUACUAAUGGGUCAAAUUUUAGCUCGUCAGGGAAACUACCAUUUGGCUUCACAGAGUCUUGAAGUUGGUUUAAGUUAUAACUUCAAAAUUAGGGACGAUCCGAUUUAUUAUUUAAUUAUAGGUAUGGUUCAGAAAGAGAAUCAUGAUAUAGAAAAUGCGAUAAAAAGCUUCCAAGCAGCUAUGUCAUAUGUAGGGUUGCAAUCGAAUAAAAAUAUCUCAGAAAUUUCGGAUAUUUCAACGUCAGACAUGGCUACUUUGUAUCUUGAAUUAAUUUCUGCACAUAUCAAAAUGAGACAAUUCACUGAGGCAAUUACCGUUAUGCAAGAUGCAAAAAUGAAACUUGAAAACACUACUGAGGAAGGUAGAAUAUUAAUAGGAAAUGCAGAAUUAGUUUUAGAAAUGGGUGAGUUGGAUAAUGCCAUUGAGUGUUUGUCCAAAGUAACUCCAGAUCAACCUUAUUAUUUGCAAGCACAUACACGUUUAGCUGAGAUCAAUUUGAAGUACAAAAAGGAUCGGCUCGCUUUUGCCAUGUGCUUUAGAGAAUUAGUGGAACACUGUCCUGGUUCUAAGACAUACAGUAUGUUAGGUGAUGCAUAUGUUUCUAUACAAGAACCAGAAAGAGCAAUAGAAGCAUAUGAACAAGCUCUGAAGCAGAAUCCUACGAACAAAGUAGAAAUAGCAAGUAAGCUAGGAAAGGCACUCGUGAAAACGCACCAGUAUACAAAAGCCAUUAAUUAUUACCGAGAUGUGAUGAAACAAGAGAAUUUUAAGAGUUUAAAAUUGGAUCUAGCGAAACUUUUCAUAACAAUGAAACAGUAUGAUAAGGCAGAGGUUACAUUGGUCCAAGAACUACAAGAGGGCCGUCGAGAUUUUGACUUACAAAGUCUAGAAGUGCGUGGCCAGCUUUUACUGUUGCUUGCCAAAACAAGAGAGAAGGCAGACAAUAUACAAGGUGCUUUAACAGCAUUGAAGGAAGCUAAGGAGAAUCAGCACAGAUACAUGCAGCGUAUGACAAGUUCCAGCUCCGAUGAUGAGAAGCAACUGUUGGCUAAUAUCUGUUCAACAAUGGCGGAUUAUUCGUCCUCUCUUAGAGACUAUGAUCAAGCUAUAAUGUACUAUAAGGAAGCUUUGAAUCAUAAGUCUGCAGAUGUGAAUGCUUUAUUAUCAUUAGCAAAGCUUUACAUGCAGACAAAUAAUUUGGAUCGAUGUGCCCAGAGCUGCACAGCCCUGUUGAACGCAGAUCCAAACAAUGAACCAGCUUCGAUAAUGAUGGCGGAUCUAGCAUUCAGAAAAGUUGAUUUCGAGACUGCAGCGUUUCAUUUUCGACAAUUGCUGCUGAAACAGCCAACGUAUUGGACUGCACUUGCAAGGUUGAUAGAAGUUUCUCGUAGAACAGGAGACAUGGAUGAUCUUGAGGAGUGGCUACAUAGAGCAGAAGUAGGAAUGAGUGGUGCGAAACUAACAGCCGGUUACUAUUACUGUGCUGGUUUGUUGGAUUGGCGUAUGGGCCGAUUGAAUUCUGCGCUUCGUCAGUUUAAUUUCGCGAGACGAGAUCCUGAAUGGGGUCAACAAGCGAUAUACAAUAUGAUCGAGAUUUGUUUAGACCCUGAUGAUGAUUCUUCUCUUUCAAACGAAGUCUUUAACGAUGAUGACUCUGAGUAUCAAGAUUCUAGGACUAUGGCUCUGAAGACAGCUUUUCGUUUGCUACAGGAACUGAAUCCUAAAGGCAGUCCACAUGAGAUGUUAACCCAUAGACUAUUGAGCAACUUCUUUCUGCUGGCAACGAAGCAAAAAUCAAACGUUGAAAAGGCAUUGCAAGAUUGCACAGCAUUAGCUAGCCAAGAGGCCCUAAGAGAUCAUGUUGGUCCAGCUCUGGGGAUGGCGAUGGCCCAUAUUCUUCUAAAACAAACACCCAGAGCAAGAAAUCACUUGAAACGUGUUAGCAAGAACACUUGGACCUUCGAGGAUGCUGAAUACCUUGAACGUUGUUGGCUACUACUGGCAGAGAUCUAUGUGCAAUCUAGUAAAUACGAUUUGGCAAAUGAUCUUUUGAAACGUGUCUUGCAACAUAAUGCUACAUGUAUCAGAGCACACGAACUUUCUGGACACAUUGCAGAAAAGGAACAAAAUUAUCGUGAAGCUGCAUCACAGUACAAUCAAGCAUGGAAAUACGGAGGCAAGACUAAAUUGACUGUUGCAUAUAAACUGGCUUAUUGUUCAAUGAAAGCGAAAGCUUACGCAGACGGUAUAGAGGCGUGCAAUGAAGUGUUGAAACAGAAUCCGGACUAUCCACGUAUUAAGAAGGAGAUUUUGGAAAAAUGUAUUAAUAAUUUGCGCACAUAA